UUUACCAAGAAGUCGCGCGGAGUUUAGAUAUUGUACACAUAUCUGUGGCGGGAGAGGUUGACCAGAGCAGGUUUUAAUAACCUAUGUCGUUGUUUUAGUGGUUAAAAUAGUGUCCAAAUAAAGUAGGACAGCAGAAAGAGUUGUGACAGUGAAGGUCUUUGCUGGAGGACAAAGAUGGACGACUUCGGAGUUUAUGCAGCGUUUGGAGUAAACGGUCCGCCUCAGAGGCUGCUGAGUGCUGACGGUUCCAGCCGAGUGUCUGUUGCAGUCCCCCCAUGUGUCCGCCAGGUGGUGCUGUUCAGCAGCGGGCCGUGGGGGGAGAGGAUCUGCGUCAACGCGGAGCUCAACGAUGCUGACCGGAUCCCCAUCACUAUCGGAAAACUGACUCCAUAUAACAAGUGCCUGUCCUGGGAGCAGUGGGAAGAGGAGACAUGGACAGACAGCGUCACACUGAAUGUCACUCUGGAAGGAGGAAACCUGGUAAAAGCAGAUUGGUCAGAGCCUGAGCUCAUCCUGGCUGUGAAGGAAUACACACCUAAGGACACCGUGGCUCCGCUUGCGGCCCGCGAGCUCAAUGGCAAGAGGAAGAGGGAGCGGGUGUCAGAGGGAGACGGCGACGAGAAUAAGGUGACGAAGAGAGGGGAAGAUGAGAACGUGUGUCCAAAUGGCGCCGUGGAGAAGACCACACCUGUGCGAAAGGCCAGAGGUCAAACCAAAGGUGGCCAGAAGCUGUUCAGUGGUGGAGGAGAUGCAACAAAGAUGAAGGGAGCAGGCGAGAGAGGCAGCGUGCUGUCUAAUGGAGCAGGCGAGGCGCCGGGGAUUGUGGGAAGAACGCCUCCUCAGAACGCAGCCAGGACGAAGAGUAGGCAGGCCAAGACUCCCACACACACCGCCCCUCUGGUCAGCCCGUCAGGCCGCUGGGGUCAGACUCUGUGUCCCAUCGAUGCUCAGACUGCUAUUCUGAUUGGAGGGCAGGGAGCCAGGAUGCAGUUCUGCAAAGACCCCAUGUGGAAGCUCUGCACAGAGGACAUGUCCUGGGUUGCAGCAGAGACUCUGGCAGAGGGUCCAACACCCGAGGCUAGGAUUGGCCACACGGUCGUCUACGACCCAGACUCAAAGCGGAUCUUCGUGUUUGGAGGCUCUAAGAACAAGAAGUGGUUCAACGACGUUCACAUCCUUGACACACAGAGCUGGAAGUGGACCAUGGUGGAGGCUCAAGGGAAAGUUCCUCCUUUGGCCUACCACAGCUGCAGUAUGUUUCGAGGGGAGCUGUUUGUGCUGGGAGGAGUGUUUCCUCGUCCAAACCCGGAGCCAGACGGCUGCAGUGACUCGCUGUAUAUCUUCGAUCCCCACCUCUCCAUCUGGUACCAGCCUAUUGUAACCGGCGACACCCCCUCCCCCCGCUCAGGUCACUCUGCGUGUGUGAUGCAGGAGAGGAAGAUCUAUGUGUUUGGUGGAUGGGACACUCCUGUCUGCUACAAUGACAUGUACAUGCUGGACCUUGGUCUGAUGGAGUUUUCUGCUGUAAAAACAACUGGGAAAGCCCCCUCUCCUCGAAGCUGGCAUGGCAGUGCCGUGCUCUCAGACACAAAGUUCCUGAUCCACGGAGGUUACAACGGAAACAACGCUCUCAGCGACACUUUCGUCUUUGACAUAGACACCAACAGCUGGACGGAGGUGACGCUCCCGCAGCUCUCUGUCCCCAGGGCGGGGCACUCCAUCAUCACAAUGAAGACAGCCGGACACCACCGUUUCUCAGAGGAGGACGAAGAUGUUGACACAAGCUCCGUCAGCCGAACUCUGCUGGUGUUCGGAGGCGGAGACAAUGAGGGCAACUUCUUCUCCGACCUGACGACGCUCUCUGUGGAGGAGCUGCUCCAGGCUAUUUGAAGCGAGUGAGUCAGAGGAUAGAGACGACUUUCAUGGUGAACGUUGCCACGGAAUUGUUCAAACCACAGAUUGUGAACAGCAUGGAAGCGGAGGGAGUCCUGCAGCCGCGAGGUGACUGUGGCCUCCUUUACCUCAGCAGAGGCAGGAGAACCCCGAUAAAGAUGGAGCAAUCCCGGGAAAUGACAUAAGCACCCGCAGAAAACCGAUAGAGCCUGUUACACUGGCUGCUUGGUCGAGGCGAACAAGUCACCAUCAAAACGCAUCCUUGCUAGAGAAUUUAAGACUUUUGUGCUUUUUUUUUCUUUGUGUCUUACUAAAAAACAGAAAAUCAGUUUCCACAUGUCCCUUUAAGACGUGUGGAUAUGUGCCUUUUCCUACUUGAUUCUUUCAUUGCAAGAUAAUAAAUAAUGCAGUAUACUUAAUGGGAUUAAUGUUCUCUUAAUACCAAAGUACAUGUUGUUGCACUUAACUGGGAUUGUAGCACAGCCUGUGCAGAUUCAGCCUAUUUUUGGACUUCUUUAGUAGUUUUGCCCACGCUGUGAGUCAGUACUAAAUAGCCAGGUUAAGGAAGGACUGUUGCCCUUUCAGUCUGUUCGGCCAUUAAUUAGGCAAAAGAAAGAUUUUCCCUCUUUUACACUGACUAACUUUAUUUUGUUAGUACUUUGUUCGUGUACUCUACUCUCCUCUGCUUCCCCUGCUUGUCUCGUCUGCUAUAAUCAUGUCUGGUUCGUCUUGUUUCACUGUGUUACCGUGUAAAUGUCUGUCAGCAAGUGCUCCUUACUAACGAUACACAUUAUGGGUUGGAGAUGUUGUGCAGUCGUGGUUCCUGCCUCUUUUGUUUUUUGUUUUUUUUGUCUGACUAACCUUUACAGUACUUAAAUCAUUUAACGCUGUUAUCAUACAAAGUUUAUUAUCUCUGUGUUUGGACUUUU
Micropterus dolomieu (smallmouth bass) is the source of this 2822-nucleotide messenger RNA. RefSeq names its product kelch repeat-containing protein (gene krcp). Gene Ontology annotation, molecular function: protein binding. Bases 175 to 1890 code for a protein of 571 amino acids. NCBI's taxonomy places the organism in Eukaryota, Metazoa, Chordata, Actinopteri, Centrarchiformes, Centrarchidae. The record is from RefSeq and is a predicted model, not a curated record. The transcript has 14 exons.